CCGUGUUUGGAAGUAAAAAAGAUGUAUUUUUCAGAGACCUAAAAGUAGCUUAUGAUCAAUUCCAAAUAGCAAGCAAGAAAAAUCUUUUCAACGUCGUUCUUAAACAAAUAGCUGAUAAUAGAGGCAUAAAAGCUUUUUUUUCUGAACCUAAUUGGGAGCCUUUAGAGUUAGAGUAUCACAAAAAAUUAUCCGCUAAAGAGACGUUUUAUUGCCAGCUUCCCCAUUUCGAGCAUGAAGAUGAUGCUGGAAAGUUCACCGAGUUUUCAAACUCAAUUUUGGAUUUCUUGAACAAAGAAAUCGCUUACAAACAAUCCUUUAUGGGCGAAGAGAUUCCUCUAAUUUCAUAUCUAGAUUCUCUGACGUUUCGGGUCACUCCAAUGCUAGAAAAAUUUACUUCAUCCGAUGUAGAUAAAAUGGGCUUUCUUUACACAUUUUCGAGAAAAAUACUGUGUUUAUUGGAAUAUCAUAAUUAUGAUCCUUUUAUCUACCAAAAGGCUCUCAUUUUAGUUCAGAUUUUCCAAACUUACAAACAAAUAUACACCCGCUAUUUAAAGUGCUUACUGGACAACAAUGAGAAUAAUUUUAAGUUUAUUAAUGAUUUGCUUUUUCAAAAGCUAUCACCCUCUUUUUUAUAU
Messenger RNA from Mitosporidium daphniae, 635 nucleotides. RefSeq lists its product as uncharacterized. NCBI's taxonomy places the organism in Eukaryota, Fungi, Microsporidia. The transcript has a single exon. The annotation marks the transcript as partial. The record is from RefSeq and is a predicted model, not a curated record.